AUGGCUGUCACAGCAUCUGCGGGGACACGGGCCGUGCCACCACCCCCGCCGCGCCGCCGGCCCCGCCGCUGCCCCGGGGCACGGGAAGGGAGGAGGUUUCCGGCCACGCCGCGGGACACGGGGAGCCCCCCAGACCUUCCAGACGGGCAGGUCCCCUCGGCAGUGCUCGGAGGAAGGACCCCCACCCUGCGGCACCCCCGCACCCCCAGCCCCAGCAGCACGCCCCGUGCCCAAUGUCCCCCCCGUCCCCAGAGCCCCCGCAGUGUCCCCAGCCCCGCUCGCUGCCUGCGGCACCCCCGGCUUGCCCGCGGGGAGGCCCCGGAGCGGCGGCAGCCGGAGAACGGGGGCGAGCAGGAAAGGGGAAGGAAGCGGGAGCCAGGCCCCGGCCGCCCACGUCACCCCGGGCCCCGCACACCGCGGGGGCGACACAGCCGCGACCCCACCGCGGACACCCUGCAGGGCCACGGGGCCGGCACCGUGACCCCAGAAGGGCCCUGGCCCCCGGUAAGGAGGUCACGGUCCCCGGACCGUAGGACCGUGCUCCGCCUGGGAGCAGUGACAGCCCCUCAGACGGGGAGGCCCCAAACCCGGCCCCGCAGCUCCCGCAGCCCCGCGGGACCCCCAGCUCGGCCCCCCCGGGUGCCCCCCGCCCGGUACCUGCGGGCCGGGCCGGGCCGGGCCGGGCCGGGGCCGCGUCUUUGGGCGCCGCUGGGCCGCGACCGCGCGCCCGCCCGGCCCCCGCCCGCAACAGCGCCCCCUGCCGGCGCGGAGGACUCUCGGUACCGGGACCCACCGCCGCCCCCCCGGGACCCUCCGGAUCCUCAGAACCCCCCCAGAUCCCAAAGAAACUGCCAGGACCCUCAAGAGACCCCUCCGACCCGCCCCAGGAAACUCAAGGAGCCCCCAAGGAAAGUGGGGGAUCCCAUUUUUCACCAUCCCCCCGUGUAA
Vidua chalybeata is the source of this 948-nucleotide messenger RNA. RefSeq names its product basic salivary proline-rich protein 1-like. The coding region runs from base 1 to 948 and encodes 315 amino acids. NCBI's taxonomy places the organism in Eukaryota, Metazoa, Chordata, Aves, Passeriformes, Viduidae. The transcript has 3 exons. The record is from RefSeq and is a predicted model, not a curated record.